AUGAUCAAGCUAUGGGUGUUCGUCUUAGCUUUAGUAACUGCAUCUUAUUCUUCACAAGCUUCAAAAUGUCCCGCCAAUUGCCAAUGUAACAACACGGCGAUGGAAUGCACCAUUGAUGAUCUGAAUUACCUCAAUACUACACACGACAGCAGCUUAACCAGCUUGUAAGAAUUUACUUUACACGAUUUUUCUUUUAGAGCCAAAUUUUUGACUUCGAAAAAAUUCUAAACAGGAAUAACUACGGUGGUUGAGAGGGUCUUAACAGUAAUUUAACACUAAGGUCCAUAAUUUUCCUUGAAUAUUACCUGGUAUAGUUGCAUUAUAUAACUUAAGUUGGUCGUAAUAGCUAACGAGCGUCUGACAGUCAAGCCCUUAAUUUUAACAUCAGAAGCCAGCAGUUACGUAAGUUUUUUUGCAGCUAGUCCUGGUCUCCAUUACAGAUCUACCACGUUGAUUUGUUGUGUUUUCAUGUUUCCAUUUUUAGUAAACACGAAUUCAUCUGAUCUCCAUGAGAUAGUUAGGAUCAAUACGGCCGUGAUCUCAAAAUAUGUCACCAAGACCUCCAGCCGAUAUUAUUGCACACUAUCCCUCGUGCUUGCCUUAUAAGAACGACAUUCGCCAUUGGCUCACCAGUCUGAGCACAUGAAAAACAUUGACUUAGCGUGGUUUGUUUUAUUGCGAGCAACCAGUCAGGAGCCAGUAAUCCUGAUCUCCACGUUGCUAUUACCAAUGCGCGGGACGUAUGUAGCCAGCAUUCGUUUAGGUUUCCACUAAGAAUGAAUGGAAUUCAUAGAACGCAAUCUGAUCACGCGCAUUUCGUCCAUCUGUCACGUGAAGAACAAGAGCGUCUUGACCUUCGAUCUCGCCUACACCCCCUAACCUAUGGUUAUUACUAGUACCAAAAUAACAUUCAUUGAAAACUUCUGAGUCUGCGUAUUCCUUAACACUGAAAUGUCCCAACAUUGACCGACAUCAAUUUUCUCCUAACAACAGUGAACUUACCCAACAGGACGGGAGAAGAAAGAAGAAGGCAAGCCUUUUGUGACAAGCGUGACAAUAAUUUUGUUCCAAAUAAUUAACUUUUCACCAAACUUCACUUUCCUUUAAACAGACCUUUUUUAAAGACCAGAAAACAUAAGUGUUAAGUGAAGAUCACGACAAAACACACAAGUAAUAACAUUCGGCUGUCACGUUUGUCAGACACAAGCGUUUUGCCGUCCUCUUCUUCUUGCCAUCUUGUUGCGUAAACUCACUAAUAUCAAUACCUAAUCUAGCCUCAGCUGACAGAACAGCCGACAUUUGGCGACGCUACCACUGGUUUCCCCGCAAAAUGACGUCUGAGAAACGAGCGCAGAAAUUCCAUACUGAUGACGCGUCACUACCUAAAUCUGGGUAGUGUGUGACGUGUCAUCAGUAUGGAAUUUCUGCGCUCGUUUCUCAGACGUCAUUUGGGCGGGAAACCAGCGGUAGCUUCGCCAAAUGUCGGCUGUUUUCUCAGGCUAUACCCAAUCGAGAGAAAAGGUUAUGCAUACAAAAGAGAAAAUGUUUUGAUAUUUUACCGAAUUCUCUCAAUGACAACUAAUUUUGUAAGGAAAUGCAAAAGAUCAGUCUGGGGAUUUUUUUGUAUGUUAUAUUGGCGAUUAAAGUGAUGAUAAUCCACACGUAAUUUGCUUUGGAGGAGUACUUCCCAGUUACAUUAGCAUUUUGGAAAGAGUGAUUUUAACUUAAGCUGUUAAUAUUUUGAUGCCUAAGAAUAUUCUCAUUCUCAGUUGCAUAGGAUUACCUGAUAACGACAAAAAUUCUUCCAUUUGUCCUCCCACGCCUUGCUUCCUUUAAAAUCUUCAUCUGCCGUACAAUGUUUCCGUCAAUAGAAACCUUGGUCAUCUGCAAAUUAAUUCAAAAGAAUAACGAGACAUUGUAAACGGCGAGAAACUCACUUUUUUCAAAAUUGGCGUUUAAUCUUUAUUAAUAGUUUUUUCUUCACUUUUUCUGAGUAAUUAGAACAUAAGUCGGAGACCUAACUCUUUCGAUAUUAUAAAAUUCCAACGAAAAACUAUAGUCACUAAAGAGAACAUUGUAGCAGCUUACUACAAAAAUGUACCUGGAAAUCUAAUGUAUGGAAGGUGUGAAUAACUUGUUAUUACAUUGAUGGCUGCUUUAAUUGGGAAUAAACGGUACCUUAAUUGGCCACAUAUUCAGACAAUUUAUACCAUUUCUUUUAGAACUCUUUCUGGAGGCAAAAUCAAGGAAAUCCCCCCGAGAAUAUUCAUUGGACUUCCCCGACUUCAGUUCCUGUAAGUACUUCUUUUGUUUCCCUUGUCCCCCUUAGUUUUCGAUUGCCGUAGCCAAAAACGAUAGUAGGUAUAUGUUGUAGUUAAUUUUUCAUCUCCGGUAAUUUUUGUUUUUCUUUUGUUUUGGGGUAUGGUAACGUAUGCAAAUGAAGUUGAAACAAAAGAAAAAUAAAAAUUACCUGAGAUAAAAAAUUAACUAGAACAUAUAUACUACAAUAUUAAAAAAAAUAAGCAAAACAACUUUCAGUGCCUCUCUUACUUUUACGCAAGACGAAAAUUCUGUAAAUUACAGGAGGGGGGGGGGGGAGAUCCAGAAAAUGCAGAAAGGAGAGCCGGGACACUUGGCACUAGCUGUAACUAAAAAGAGGGGCGUGGUCCGGUCCCUGGACCAACCCUUGAUCCGCCCAUGGAUUGAAGCAGCCAGUCGUUUUAAUCAGUAGAGAUGCAGUGAUGUAGCACGCUUGCACUUUAGUUUCUCCUUAGUCUAACAGAUACUCCUUUAUAGGUCUCUUGCAGGCAAUGAAAUAUCAGAGAUCUCCAAUGGAUCUUUCAGUGGUUUGAACAACUUACAGGAGCUGUGAGUGGCAUUGUACACUGUUUCAUCGAGUACUUAAACAUAAUUUACGUCAUAAGUCAAGAGUGAGGGCGAGUGGUUCAUCACGAGUUCCAAACACCGAGAAACAGAUGCAAGUACGAGAUCGUACGCCGAGUGCUUUCAUCCGUUUCGACGUGUUUAGAACUCGCCUUUAUGAAGCACGAAGCCAAAGUUUUUGACAUGUCUUUCCAAAUGAAACAACAAGAAAUAAUGCAGCGACAUGUUUUCUCUGGUAUUGCAUUGGUGGUGUUUUACCUGGUGUUUCGUUAGAUAUCAACAUUUAUCCACCUGACCCAAAUGGUCGUCAUUUAUUGGCUUUUGACUGCAUGAAUAAUUAAUGAAUUUGAGAAUACCAUCUGAAGUAUUGAAUUCCUUUAGAUAUACACUAGGAUUAAGCUGAUGAAAUUUACAUUAAAUGCAUGGUGGGACCAAGGAUAUUGGGCAAGACGAGGGAUAUUAGUUCGAUUGCAGGAUAUCACAUCGGUUGAAUAAUAUCAGGCAGGACGAAUGAUAGCAAGUCGGAUAAAGGAUACUUGUCGAACAAAGCAUAUCGCGUAGGACAGAGGAUAUCAGGUUGGGCAAAUAUGACGUCUGACAAACGAUAUCAGGCUGGCUAAGGUAUAGCAGUUCGCAUUUAGGAUAUCAGGCCGCUUUUAACAAAAUCGGGGGCAAACGAACGAAUGAAGUAGAGAGACAGGAUAUCCUCUAAUAUGUGACUUCCUACCCAGGUAAUUCGUUUUUCACUUCCGAAAAUAUUACGAACACAUAAAUUUGAAACCUAUAAAGGAAAACACAUACAUUUUUUUCACUCGAAGAGCAAUUCAGAGCAUGCCUCUCGGGCCAAUACUUAUUAAUUUAUUAGAAAAUCUAAUUGCACUUCUCUAUUAAGGGUUCUAGAAAACAACCAGAUCCACACAGUACCGGCAGAAGUAUUGCUCCCUCUGAAGUCGCUGCGGUAUCUUAACUUAAAAGGAAACAGAUACAAACGUUUACCGUCUUCCAUACUGUUACUGCAUUCGCUGGAAAAGAUUGAGGUGGAUAAUAUUACAAACUGUCAAUUUUGUGAGAUUGACUUCGCGUUAAACUGUUCGUCUGAAUAUCAAAGAGAAUUUAGACAAAUUGCAGCCUUUGGAAAUGUUUCUGGCGUUUGUGUAAGCUGGAUUCAUUGCCAGUACUCUCCCGACAAUUCAUGCGCUUGCCGCUCCCCUUCAAAGGUACCUCCGAUCAAAAAUUUACAGACGAAUUCCACGCAAUUCAACUUAAGCACUGCGCUUUAUAACAAUUCAUACCACAACGACAGCGGCCCGCCUUCAGCAACAUCGGUGCCUCUGAUAGAAGACAGCGUGCCACUAAAAUCCUUCAUAUUCAUCUUGAGUUUGGUGGCUACUUUCUCUAACAUGCUCAUUGUCAAGGUUGUAUUCACCACAGAGCGACUAAAAAACCUUAAAGCUAUGUUCCUUGCUGGUCACAUUGCUGCGUGUGAUUUCUUAAUAAGUUCUUUUUUACUGGUGAUUGCCAUCAAUGCUACAAUUCUUAAUUCUGAACAGAGACAAAGACACAUUGAUUCUUGGAGAAAGUACGUCUGUCCCACGAUAAUCUCGACUCGUUCAGUAGCUCUUCUUGUGGAACCUUUGGCCCUUUUCUUAAUGACUUUGGAUCGCUACAAGCUUAUCGUACAUUACUCAAGACCGGCAACCCAUCUCACGCGUCGUACUGUGUUAAUCACGAUCUCCUUGGCGUGGUUAUUAAGCGCUAUCCUCGUGGGCAGUCAAACAAUUGGCUUCGUGACGACUCACGAAUUCAAAAGCAUUCUCUGUGGACGGGCGAGCUGGAGUAAAAACUAUGGAAAUUAUAUCGAGAAGGCAGGAAUUGCUGGUAGCUCUGUCCUUUUUCUGCUGUCAUGUGUCAUGUACAUUCGUAUUUACCGCGUAGUGAAGACCCAGGAUAACAUAAGGAGGUCAAAGGCGUACACAAGAGUCGCUAAACUUAUCUUUGCUCUUGUGUUGAGCACGCUGGUAUUAUGGUACCUUCCAGCUAUGAUUGUGGCAUUUAUAGGGCACCAGACUUACGCGAAAGAAAUUCGUCAACUCACUAUCUUCAUUUCAUUUACUACAAACUCGCUGGUGAAUCCAUUUCUGUACGUGUUCAGAGAGAAAAAAUUCCGACAGGAAUUGCGCCUCCUUUUACGUAUGUGUAAUUCCAACGUAAAAACAGUAAAGAGCAAGCGCAAGAUUGAAAGGAAUCCAUUGGGUAUUGUCAAUGGAGGCAGACUUACGGACGGUGACGAUGAAUCAAACAAGACUCAUGGCACGUCCCUGUAA
Molecule: messenger RNA, 5207 nt
Organism: Porites evermanni
Lineage: Eukaryota; Metazoa; Cnidaria; Anthozoa; Scleractinia; Poritidae
Source: the annotation of a GenBank genome assembly